AUAAUAAAAUACCUUUAGAACAGUUGACAUUUUGUAUUUAUGUGUUGUCUGCGAAACGAGAGAUGGCUGGAUGAAUGAGAUUUGAAUAGGUUAAUAUUUAAGUCAAGAAAACCAAUGGGGUGGUAAUAUAAUAAUUGUUAAAGAAAGAGAGAAAAGGUAGCCAUGACUGUAUUAUAAGUAAGGGAAUUCCUGUAAAGCUUCAAUGGAUGUUUUAAUGAAAAUGACUAGCUCUAGAGGUAUGGUUAAGGAAGAAAAGAGCGUUGAAUCUUUCAGCCAUGAUGAGGGUUGCAGUCAAGAACCUCCAAAGGCUGAACUUGGAGGACAAAUCAAGGAAGACAAUGGUCUGAGAUUAUCUUCAUCCAAAGAUGAGGACUUAGCAAACAGCAAAGAGGAGGAUGAGAUUGAAUCAGCAAAAGCUGAAAUGGGAGAGGUGAGAGAAGAGAAUGAGAGAUUGAGGACGAUGUUGGAACGAGUGGCGAAGGAUUACAAGUCUCUCCAGUUGCGUUUCUUUGACAUACUGCAACAACAAGAGCCUUCCAGGAAACCAGUGACUGAACAUAAUCCAUCUCCUUCGAAUGAUGAAACAAUCAUGGAGCCUGAACUUGUUUCGCUUUGUCUUGGAAGAAGCAGUAGCGGUGCUGCAAGUGAGACUAAAAAAGAAGAGAAAACAAGCAAAAGUACAAGGGAAGAAGAAGAGUUGAAGGCCAGUUUGAGUCUCGCAUUGGACUCUAAAUUUCAACCUUCUCUAGAGCUUUUGACGUCGACGUCCCAUAUCAGUCCUGAGAAUAGUUCUGAAGAGCCGAAGGAUCAUGAUGAAAAGGAAGCAACGGCUGGAGAAACAUGGCCUCCCAGUAAGAUGUUGAAGACGAUGAGAAAUGGAGAUGAUGAAGCUUCACAACAAAACCCUGUGAAGAGAGCUAGGGUUUCUGUGAGAGCCAGAUGUGACACCCCCACGAUGAAUGAUGGGUGCCAAUGGAGGAAAUAUGGACAGAAAAUUGCAAAAGGAAAUCCAUGUCCACGAGCUUAUUAUCGUUGCACUGUUGCCCCCGGAUGUCCUGUAAGAAAGCAGGUGCAAAGAUUUGUUGACGAUAUGUCUAUUUUGAUCACAACCUAUGAGGGAACUCACAACCACCCACUACCAGUUUCAGCCACAGCCAUGGCUUCCACCACCUCAGCCGCUGCUUCUAUGCUAUUAUCAGGCUCAUCGACAUCUCAGCCAGGCCUCACUUCCACAGCCACCACCACUGCUGCCUCAGCACCCAAUGGAUUGAACCUUAGUACUCUCUUCGACACCUCAAGAACAAAUCAAUUCUACACUCCAAACCAUUCCUCACCUUUGUUCCCAACAAUCACUCUAGACCUCACGGCUCCAUCGUCUCAAUUCUCUCAUUUUAAUAAUAGGUUCUCUUCAACCCCAAGAUUUCCCUCAACAAGUCUCAACUUUUCUUCCUCAUCAGAAUCCAGUAUGUUGCCAACACUUUGGGGAAAUGGAUACCAUGCUUAUAAUGGCAAUACUUUGCCUUAUAACAAUCAAACUCAAAGUGGGAACAUUUUAAAUCUAGGAAAACCAUCCCAAGAACAGUUUAAUUUUCAAUCUUUCACGGACAAUAAAAACCAGCAAGUUGCAGCUGCAUCUCAACAGGCCUUAGCAGAGACCUUAACCAAGGCUAUUGCAUCAAACCCGAGUUUUCGAUCAGUGAUAGCUGCUGCAUUGUCAACAAUGGUUGGAGGCAAUAGUAAUAAUGGUGAUCAACACAGUGGAGGAGGGGAGAAUAUUGUUGGUCAGAAUUUGAUAAAUCAAAAUGGAAAGGGUUGUGCAUCAAGCUACUUCAAUGGGUUGUCAUCUUCAAAUAACUCUGAAACACCAAAUUUGCUCCAAUCUUCAUUGCAAUUUCCAAUCUUUAAGAGUAGCAGUACCCCUAACCCAAUUCACAAUAACAAAGAUCAGAGCAGUUGAUGUUGUUAAAUUAAACUGUAAAUCUUCAUACCAUGUGAAAUAAUGAUGAAGAUCAAAG
Molecule: messenger RNA, 2015 nt
Organism: Pistacia vera
Lineage: Eukaryota; Viridiplantae; Streptophyta; Magnoliopsida; Sapindales; Anacardiaceae
Product: probable WRKY transcription factor 72
Exons: 5
Coding region: 203-1957 (584 amino acids)
Biological process (GO): regulation of DNA-templated transcription
Molecular function (GO): DNA-binding transcription factor activity; sequence-specific DNA binding
Source: RefSeq, a predicted model, not a curated record